UAUUACGGACUUUGAGACAUUUUCAUAUGUUUUUAUCACUACUGUAUUAAGUUCACAUCAAUUACCGACAUUUCAACCACAUCUUUUGCAUCCACUCUCUCCUCUUCUAUAUUAUAGUAGUACUAGUAGUUGCUUAUAUCCAUAUUAUUGUUGUUGAAUUUGUUUCAAUUAUGACUCGUCCAGCUAGAUUUCUGCUUAGUAACAGCUCUUCUUCAACUUCCCCUUCACCGCCGGCGGCGGAGCCACCAUCUGCGGUGGCAGUGGAGUCUGACUUUGUCGUAAUACUAGCUGCUUUGCUUUGUGCACUAAUUUGUGUGGUGGGUCUCAUAGCUGUUGCAAGAUGCGCGUGGCUCCAGCGAGGAACCGGCGCCGGAGCAGGUGGAGCUGGUGGUCAGUCGGCGGCGGCGAACAAAGGGUUGAAGAAGAAAGUGUUACAGUCGUUGCCUAAGUUCACGUAUGACCCCAGCAGUACAACGGCGAAAGGUACGCCGUUCACGGCGGAGUGUGCCAUCUGUCUGGCGGAGUAUGCGGUGGGAGAUGAGAUCCGUGUGCUGCCGCAGUGUGGCCAUAGUUUUCACCUUCAGUGUAUUGAUACUUGGUUGGGUUCACACUCUUCGUGCCCUUCUUGUCGUCAAAUUCUCGUGGUUGCUCGGUGCCGGAAGUGCGGUGAGUUCCCUGCAAUUUCCCAUAAAACCGACGGUGCUCCGGCUACAACUCCGGAUGAGUCUCGUUCAUGCGCUAGCUCAAGUAAUUUUCUAGUCUAGAAAAAGAAAAAAAGACUUAGCUUUAAAUUAUAUACGCCGAUAAUGUAAAUGAUCAAAUCUAAUUUACAUUAUCAGUGCAGUUUUACCAGUUGUAAUCCGUCACUUAUUGUGCUGUGCAAGUUAGGUUACUAAUUUACCAAAUUAUCGCAGUAGUUAUCUUUAGCGUGACUUAUGUAAAUUAUUUUUACAAAUUUAGUAUAUGUUGAAGUUAAAAUUGAUAGAGCUAAUGCCGACCAAAGAUUGUAACUGUAAAAUGGUUAAGUGUAAUUGUCAGAGAGUUUGGAAAUGGACCCCAUUGAAGGUGGUGAGGAGGUUGCUUCACUUUGUCUAGUAGUAGCUAUAGAGGAAGAGAUAAAGAGGAAGCAACAUGCUUGACUGCUAGUGUUAAUGGGAAUGUAGAAGGUGACAAACUUGAAAUGAUAGGCGUGUUGGCUUCUUGUUAGGGAAAUGCCAACUAGAAAUGUAAUUGUAGGGCAGAUGGUUUGGAGUAAUUGGUACUUCAAUUUCUAGUUAAAUUUCUUGUACAAUUUACUUGUUGUAAUAGUUUAAAAAACAUAAGCUUCCUUUCUCUUGGGCUAA
Nicotiana tabacum (common tobacco) is the source of this 1343-nucleotide messenger RNA. Its product is annotated as RING-H2 finger protein ATL80-like. NCBI's taxonomy places the organism in Eukaryota, Viridiplantae, Streptophyta, Magnoliopsida, Solanales, Solanaceae. The record is from RefSeq and is a predicted model, not a curated record.